Molecule: messenger RNA, 3979 nt
Organism: Paramecium octaurelia
Lineage: Eukaryota; Ciliophora; Oligohymenophorea; Peniculida; Parameciidae
Source: the annotation of a GenBank genome assembly
AUGAAUAAUACUAAAAUUGCCUUAGAAGAGCCUCUUCUUGAAAAUAAAUCUUCUAGACCUCCUGGGUUAUUGUCAAGAACAUUAUUUCUUUAUGUUUUUCCUCUACUUCGACUUGCUAAUAAAACCCCUUUAGAAUUCGAUAUGGUAAAGGACCUAUAACUAGAUGAUUAAAGUGAGUCAUUGUUUAACAGAAUGAACAAAACCUUUUAGAUUUACAAGCAUAACACGUAUCCACUCUAUAAAUCCCUCUUUAUUACAUUUAAAAGUAUAUUCUUAAUUAGUAAAUAUAGAUCAAUUUUUUGUUGUGUAUAUCAUAAUCUUAAUUUGGAAUAUCUCUUUAAUGUAUGGUCCAAUAAUGAUUCGUUAAACUCUCUCUUAUAUAGACAAUUCCGAGCAUACUUUGGGCAAAAGCUUCUAAUGGCUGGGAAUUAUAAUAGUGGUUAGAGUUUUUAAUGCGAUAUCCUACUAAAAUAGCUUCUAUAUGUUGGUAUUUAAAUGAAAAAUUUUUAGAGAAAACUGGGAUAUGACCAGCAUUCAGCUGUCAGUGUAUCUGUGAUGAAAAAAACACUGAAUGUAUCAUUUCAGAGUAAUAAAUAAUACAAAACAGGAGAAAUAAUGAAUAUUAUGUAAGUUGAUUUAUAAAGAAUCUUACAAUUUAAUAUAGCAGUGGCUUCAGUCAUAUUUCUACCAUUUUAGAUUGGAAUUUCUUUUUAUUUACUAUUUGAUUUUAUUGGGAUUUCAUGUCUUGCAGGUUUAGGAGUAAUGAUCUUAGGAUUACUCAUCAAUUUUUUACUUGGAAGGUGGGGUUGGAGAUUAUAGAAAUAAGUUAUGGUUGCAAAAGAUAAUAGAACCAAAUAAGCUCAUGAAAUAUUUUCUUAGAUUAAAUUCAUAAAGGCAAAUGCCUUUGAGGAAUAUUUUAAAAAUAAGUUAUUGAGAUUUAGAGAGAAGGAGAUACAGUUAAUCAAAAGGAAAAAUAUAGUGAGUGGAUUAUUUACAUUAGCAUUUUUAAUGACACCAUAACUUACUUUGAAUGUUACUUUGGCAGUUUAUAUUUGGCUUUAAUAUAAUCUCACUCCUGCUGACACAUUUACCAUUAUAAGUUUAUUCAAUAUCUUGUAGUAAUCAGCCAGUGCUUUACCAAGCUAUAUUAAUUAAAUCAUAGAAGCGAAUAUUAGUAUAAAAAGAAUAGAGAAGUUUUUGUUUACUGAUGAACUUAUGGAUGAUUGUAUUUAGAAUGAAAGCCAUGGUAAUUCAAUUGAGGUUGAAGGCACUUUUUAUUGGGACAAAGUUAAAAAUAAUGAGCAUCCAAGUAAAUCUACUGAUGUUGUUCCAGUGAAUGAAGAGAUAGAUCCCAUUUUAAAAAAUAUCAAGUUAAAAAUUGAAAUCGGCGAGUUUGUAACAAUUAUUGGAGAGUAAUCAAUUAUUUGAUAUAAUUUAGUGUUGCAAGUGGCAAAAGUUCGCUAAUAAGUGCAAUUUUAGGAGAAAUGGUGUAUAACGUUUCGAGAUAGCCACCUAAGAUAAAAUUAAAUGGAAACAUAGCUUAUGUAAGUUAAAAGAGUUGGAUAUAAAAUGCAACAUUGAAGGAUAAUAUUCUAUUUGGUCUACCAUAUGAUGAAAAGAGAUACAGAGAUGCUCUUAAAUAUUCUUGUUUGGAAUAAGAUAUUAAAAUUCUAGACAAAGGGGAAGCUACUAUGAUUGGAGAAAAAGGUGUUAAUUUGAGUGGAGGGUAAAAGGCAAGGAUUACUUUAGCCAGGGCUUUGUAUAGUGAUUGUGAUAUCUAUUUAUUGGAUGACCUUAUAAGUGCUGUUGAUAUGCAUGUAGGUAAGUUUAUUAUUGAGAAAUGUCUUCGUGAAUAUUUGAAUGGUAAAACUAUAGUAUUAAUUACUCAUGCAUUAUAUUCUUGUUAAUUUGCUGAUAGGAUCAUUUUAAUGGACAAUGGCUCAAUAAUUAAGGAAGGCACUCUGGAGGAUAUUAAAGGCUGCGAUAAAUUUGAUUAAAUUUAUUAGAAAUAUUUCAAGGAAUAAAAAAAUGACAAGAAAGAUGAUUAAGACGAAGAAUUAGAAAUAUUGAAUUUAAAAAAAAAAAAAUCAUCUAUACAAUAGAUUAAUACUGUCAACAAAGAUAUGGUUGAUGAUUUAAUGAUAUUAGAAGAUAGAAAGGUUGGUAGUGUUUAGUUAGAUGUAUACAAAGAAUACUUUUAAAUGAAUGGAGGAUUUUUAUUCUUCGCAUUCAAUUUAAUUGUCGUCAUUACUUAAGUUAUAGCCAGAUUUGGAUCCCAAAUAUGGUUGGCACAUUGGUCUGGAUAAGAUGACUUAACCUACGAUGAAAACUUACAUAAUCUCAUGAUUUUCUCGUUUUUUUCACUAAGUUUUGGCUUUUUUGCUUUUAUUCGUAUUCUAACUCUCUCAAGGGAAAGCGUGAAUACUGCAAAUAAAGUGCAUACUAGAAUGAUAGAGUAAAAAUACUCAUAUAUGAUAUUUUAGAUAAUUACUUUAUGCACCACUAUGCUAAUUUUUUGAAAGGGUUCCAUUAGGUGUUUUAAUGAAUCGUUUGACCAAAGAUUAAUCGGUGCUGGAUACAGAAAUUCUGUGGACCAUAUCUAUUCUAUAUAUCAGUUGCUCAAAUUUUGUAGGUAAUAUAAUGUUAGAUAAAUUAUAGCAAGUACACUAAUAAAUGUUUUUAGCAGUUCCUAUUAUAUUAUUUUGCCAGUUUUGAUAUUCUUAUAUGCAGUUUGGAAGGUGUAAAGAUUUUAUAUGGCUGCAAAUAGAGAGCUGUAUAGGUUGGAAUCUAUAAGUAAAAGUCCCAUAUUAAGUUUCUUCUCUGAAACAGUGAAUGGAUUGAAUAUAAUAAGGGCAUUUAGAAAAUAGGACUAAUUUUUAGAGAGACACACUAAAAACAUCGAUUUGAAUAGGAAAAUACAAGUAGCUUAAUUACAAACAACAACAUGGUUUUCCAUGAAUUUAACAUUCACAAGUUUCAUAGUAAAUAUAUCUGCAAUUGGUUUUGUGUUAUUUUUUGGAAGUGAGAAUCCUGCAUUAGCUGGUCUACUUAUGACAGUAGCUACUGUAAUUGACAAUAGCUUAUAAUCAGCAAUUAAUUCGAUUACUUAAGCAGAAACAUAAUUUAUUUCAUUUGAAAGAUGUUUGGCAUUUGCUAAGAUUGAACAUGAGAAUGGUUAUAAAUAAAAGAAGGAUUAUGUCCUAAAUUGGCCUCAGGUAGGAGAUAUUCAGAUAGAUACCUUAGUUGUAAAAUAUAGAGAAAACCUAUCCCCAGCUUUAAGAGGCCUUAAUGUUUUGAUUAAGCGUUAAGAGAAGGUUGGAGUGGUAGGCAGAACUGGAGCUGGAAAAUCGACUGUUACUCUAUCUUUGUUAAGGAUUCUUGAGGCUUCAAGUGGUUGUAUUAGAAUAGAUGGAGUGGAUAUCUCUACUUUAAAUUUGAAGUAACUCAGAGAGUCAAUAACGAUGAUAUUAUAGGACUCUACUCUAUUUGAAGGAACCUUAAGAGAGAAUCUUGACCCAUUGCAUCAGCAUACAGAUUAAGAUCUGAAUGAUGUAGCCUUGCAAUGUUGUUUGGGAGAUUUAUUAUUAUAAAAGAAAGGCUUGGACACAGAGAUAUCUGAAAAUGGGGACAACUUGAGUGCUGGAGAGAAACAACUGAUAUCAAUAGCAAGGGCAGUUUUAAAAUAGUCUUAAAUAGUUUUGAUUGAUGAGGCAACGGCUAACAUUGAUAUUGAUACAGAAUCAAAAAUCUAACAGACAAUUUAAACAGCCUUUAAAAAAUGCACAGUAAUAACGAUCGCUCAUAGAAUCAAUACUAUUAUGCAUUGUGAUAAGUAAUAUAUGUUAUUAAUUUAAACAGAAUCUUAGUUAUCGAUUAAGGGGAGGCCAAAGAGUUCGAUGAACCGUAAAAAUUAUUAGAAGACAAAUCUUCCAUUUUUUAUGGUUUGUAUAUGCAAGGUAAAAAAAGUAACAAGAUCUGA